AUGGGCCAUUCAGAUGCCACUGAUGUAUUAUACCACUACAAAUCAGCUUUGAAAGUUGGUGAGGUCGAGAGAUAUGUGAUCACCUAUGACUUAUACGAUGGUGAUGAGAUACCCACAGACAUAUCAUUAGACUCCCUAUGGUUAAAGGUAAAAAACCUGGAAAACCUCACACAUCGUGCUGCAUACCUCAUGGGUCCAUUCAUUCUUUACUGUGAUGUUAGAACAGAAGAUUACCAUCAUUCGAACAAGAUUUAUGCCUCUGUGGAUAGACCUAAGUAUGAGCCCAAUUUACAAGCACAACAGAGAUGCAUUGCUGAAUUAUCACUGCAUCAGAUUAAAAAACGGUACGUGUGGAUUGUAGAUGUCGUAAGCCAAAUUCUCUUUAGUACCGUGUCUCAAAUUGCAUUUGAAAUCACCAUUGGUAAAACUAAGCAAGCCUUAGAUGAGAAAGUGGAUGGAUUAAUUGAGAAUGGAUCACUUUCUAACCAGUUAACGGUAUCGAGGCUUACUACAUUAGAUCUUUGGAAUCUACCACAUCAAUUGCAAAUGAAGAAGAAAGUAAAACAUUUGGUGAUUCUUACUCAUGGCCUUCAUUCUAAUGUAUCGACAGACAUGGUAUAUCUUAUGGAAGAAAUUUACAAGGCACAAGCAAAUUAUCCAGAUGAACAGAUUGUGGUUAAAGGUUACACAGGAAACGUUUGUCAGACUGAGAAAGGUGUUAAAUACAUGGGGACCAGAUUAGCCAAAUAUAUUGCCGAGGAGCUUUAUGAAGAAUCCGUAGGGAAAAUUUCCUUCAUUGCACAUUCAUUGGGUGGUCUAGUACAGACGUUCGCAAUUUCAUAUAUUGCUGUCAAGUAUCCAUGGUUCUUUCAAAGAGUGAGACCGAUUAAUUUUAUUUGCAUAGCCUCUCCAUUUUUAGGUGUGGUUACUGAUAAUCCGGCCUACGUUAAUCUACUUCUGUCCUUUGGUGUCAUUGGAAAAUCAGGUCAAGAUUUGAGUCUCGAGAAAGAGCCUCAUAGUGGAGCUCCUUUACUUUAUCUUCUAUCAGGCGAUCCUUUUAAAAGUAUACUAGUGAAAUUUAAAAGAAGAACACUUUACAUGAAUGCAGUCAAUGAUGGAAUUGUCCCCUUAUACACAGCUUCCAUGCUGUUUUUAGACUACGAAGAAGUAUUACGAAAGUUGAAAGAGCUCGAAAACAAUCAAACAACUUUGCAAGCUGAUAACGCUGGAGUCAUUCAUCAAGAAGAUUUUGUUGGUAAGCACUUAAUCUCACCUUUCAACAAAUUUGUUAGUAUGCUAGCCCCUCAGAAGUUUCCAGGUGAUAUUUCUAAAAUUCCAAAGCAAUCCUUUUUAGAAUCUGCCAUGUCUACCAUCAUUCCACCAUUACCUGAUCAGUCUUUUAUUCUAGAUCCCGGUUCCAGAAAACCUGUCAUUGUUCAUGACAAGAUUUACACUGAGAAGGAUAUUCCACCAAUGCUGUCAGAAGCAGAAGAUACUUAUAAGCAUAGUAAGAAUAUUUUGUUAGAACCAUUUACGAUUAGACGCAAGGAUAAGGGAAAAAGUCUGGAAGAGACUAUUGCAAGAAGAUGGCAUGAAGGUGUAUCAUGGAGGAAAGUGGUCGUUUCACUAAAACCCGACGCCCAUAACAAUAUUAUAGUAAGAAGAAGAUUCUCGAAUGCUUACGGCUGGCCCGUUAUGGAUCAUUUGAUAGAAGCACACUUUAACGGUGAUGAUAAUAACGAUUAUACGCAUUGCAAUUAUUUGGAAAACUCUGAAGAACUCAUACCACAGGAUCAAAGCGGACACAUGUUGGAACCUAAUAAAGAUUACGCAUGGAUUACCAGGGUGGAAAAUGCAAGGCUUUUCGAUGAGGGUCCCACUGGAAUGAUUUCUACUGUAGGUGAAAUCCUAGACACCUUUUCUAGGAAGACAUUUUAUGAACAUGCUCAAAACGAUGAUUCCAAUGGGGGGAAUAUCGAACACAACGGAUUCAAUACGUUUGAACUUGAAAAUGGAAGUAUCUGA
Zygosaccharomyces rouxii is the source of this 2025-nucleotide messenger RNA. Its product is annotated as putative lipase. The transcript has a single exon. Lineage: Eukaryota; Fungi; Ascomycota; Saccharomycetes; Saccharomycetales; Saccharomycetaceae. Gene Ontology annotation, molecular function: monoacylglycerol lipase activity. Bases 1 to 2025 code for a protein of 674 amino acids. The record is from RefSeq and is a predicted model, not a curated record.